Molecule: messenger RNA, 1492 nt
Organism: Helicoverpa armigera (cotton bollworm)
Lineage: Eukaryota; Metazoa; Arthropoda; Insecta; Lepidoptera; Noctuidae
Product: lipase 3
Exons: 5
Coding region: 141-1379 (412 amino acids)
Biological process (GO): lipid metabolic process
Molecular function (GO): hydrolase activity, acting on ester bonds
Source: RefSeq, a predicted model, not a curated record
AAUAAUCUAGCCCUUAUGAAACUAUUGUCUUAACUUUAGUCAACAGUCUAUCAAAAACAUUUGAUGGCUCUUCACUUACUAUAAAACUAAUUUGAUAGUACUGUUCGCAAUUAAAAAUAAAUUCUUCAUCAUCAAAUAAAAUGGUUUGUUCAUCGAUAUUCGUGUUGUGUUGCCUCGCGUUAGUCUGUUUUCCUCAAAUUGUUCUAGCAUUAGUUAAUUAUUCUUUGCCUCCGUAUUCUAAAUAUACUGCUUCGGAUAUACUUGAUGACGCGCGCUUGGACACGUUUUCGUUGAUAAAAAAAUAUGGAUAUCCAUGCGAAAUACAUCGCGUGUACACUGAAGAUAAGUAUAUUUUAGAGGUGCACAGGAUACCUGGCAAGACACCCAAUGCGCCGGUGGUCUUUCUCCAACACGGCUUGUUGUCGUCUUCCGCUGAAUGGGUGCUUAUGACCCCCGGUCGAGGACUUGCGUACAUCUUAGCAGACGCUGGAUACGAUGUCUGGAUGGGCAACGCACGAGGGAACACUUACUCCCGAAACCAUGCCUCUCUGAAACCUACAUCUUCCUCUUUCUGGAAGUUCAGCUGGCAUGAAAUAGGUUACUACGACCUUCCUGCCAUGUUCGAUUACGUCAUUAAAGAAACUGGACUUCCUAGGAUCCAGUACAUCGGUUUCUCUCAAGGGACUACAGCUUUCUGGGUUUUGAUGUCAACUAGGCCUGAAUAUAACAACAAAAUUCUUGCUAUGCAAGCUUUAGCACCUGUAGCAUACGUGGGGAAUAUUAAGAGUCCUCUGAUAAAAGCUAUAGCACCGUUCACUAACUCUCUUGAAAUUGUAUUUAAACUAUUAGGGACUAACGAAAUUCUCCCCAAUGGCAAAAUAAAUGAACUUGCAGGACAGAGCUUGUGUAUUGAAGAAGCCAUCACCCAACCACUUUGUACAAACCUUUUGUUCCUUAUUUGUGGAUUUAAUUCAGAACAACUUAAUACGACAAUGCUGCCAGUUGUUAUGGGUCAUACUCCAGCCGGGGCUUCAACGAGACAACUCAUACACUUCGGUCAAUUGUACAAGUCAGGGAAAUUCGUACAAUUUGACCACGGUUGGCUUACAAACAAACGAAAAUAUGGAACCUACAAACCUCCGGCGUACGAUCUGCAAAAUAUCAGGACUCCUGUUUUCCUCCAUUACGCUGACAACGAUUGGUUAUCGACCCCUAAAGAUGUUAAAAAACUGGCAAAAGAAAUACCUACAGCAAUUGGUCUUUUCAGAGUACCUUUAUCUAAAUUCAAUCAUUUAGAUUUCGUCUUCGCCAUAAAUGCGACGGAGUUCAUAUACAACCGCUUAUUGAACAUAAUGGCACAAUUCAAAGACGAAGUAUGAACUAACACAUUAUAUUUCACGCCACUUAACACAUACAAAUACAAUUUUAUCUUGACAACGAUGUAUGUUUUCAUCUUCACCUGCUUAAACCUGCGAAAACAAAAUACCAUUUU